AUGAAGACGAACAUGUUUGCACCGUUUGAAUCUGAGCUAGAGUGGAGAGUUGCCUGCUGGGCCAUUCAGGACAGCAUAGGUCACAAAUCAUUUGAUCGACUCAUGGCGAUACCUGGGGUCUCUGAAAGACUAGGUCUCUUAUACCAUAAUAUUAGGGGAUUGCACAAGAUUGUCAACAGUGUACCUCCACAUGCUUGCUGGAAGACUCAUGAACUUUGGUUCAAGAAUGACCCAGAGCACAAACAUAUCAUCUAUCAUUGGAAUCCGAUCGACGCUGUCAAGACAUUACUUGGAAAUCCAGCACACGCAAACAAUAUUGUCUAUAGACCCAAGAGAGUUUUCACAAAUGCUUCUAGGGAUAGUAGGAUCUACAACGAGAUGUGGACUGGGGACUGGUGGAACACUGUCCAAGACAGACUUCCAGCAGGGUCUUGUGUGGCUCCAGUCAUCAUCGCCACUGACAAGACCCAGCUCACCCAGUUUGCUGGCGACAAGACUGCCUACCCUGUCUACCUUACCUUGGGGAACCUUCUCAGAGCCAUUAGAUGGAAACCAUCCCAGCAUGCCUGUAUCCUUGUCACAUACCUUUCUGUCAGCAAGAUGGUUGGUGAUGAGCUCAGCAGGAAACAAAAAUCUACCCGCAUUCAACAGCUCUUCCAUGACUCUAUGCGGAUAGUUUUGGAGCCGCUAAUAGAAGCAGGAAAAAGUGGUGUUGAGGUGACUGGAGGAGACGGUAAAGUGCGCAUGGUGCACCCAAUACUAGCAUGCUAUGUGGCAGAUUACCCGGAGCAGUGCCUGGUAACUUGUGCUAAGUACGGGACCUGUCCCAAGUGCGAGGUGGAUGAUAGCCAGAUGGGAGAUGGAGACCCGGGUCCAUGGAGGACCCAACGCAAAACCUUGAAGAUAAUAGAAGCUGCCAGGGCCAACUCUACAUCUAUCAGCAACUUUCAGGAGCGCUGCAAGCAGGACAAUGUAUCAGGAGGGGUGAGGCACCCAUUCUGGGAGGUGUUCCCACAUUGCGACAUACACAUGUCCAUCACCCCUGACAACAGAUGGUCUCACCUGGCUCAGAUAUCUGGGAAGGAGAGGAAAGACAUGAGAAGGAUACUUCUGGGGUGCAUAAUAGGGAAAGCUCCGUCUCAAAUGGUAGCCUGUUAUUGGGUGCUACUGGAUUUUAUAUAUAUCUCUCAAUAUCCUUCACACAACAAGGACUCCCUGGGAUAUCUUCAAGUGGCCUUAGAGCAGUACCAUGCCAACAAGUGCAUCUUGAUUGAUCUAGGCAUCUGCGACCACUUUAACAUCCCUAAGCUGCACUCCAUGCAGCAUUAUGCUGAGUGUAUUCGAAAUUUCGGUACUACUGAUAAUUACAACACAGAAAUGUUUGAGCAUUUCCACAUUGACUACGCAAAGGAGGGGUGGAGGGCUACCAAUUUCAGGGAUGAACUACCGCAGAUGACUCAGUGGUUGAGUCGUCAGGAAAAGGUCGCAAUGUUUGAAACCUACUUGAAGGACUAUCAUCCGACUGAAGUAGAGAGGGAGCAGGAGGAACAGGAUGCACUAGAGUCUGAAACACGUCCAGGAGUAGGGCUAGCGAUAUCCAAGAAGCCGGCAUCACCUUCUCAGCCACUCUCUAGCAUCAUAUCAAAACACAGAUGUCCUUCUUUUUUGCACCAUUUGAGGGUGUAUCUUAAUCGCUUUCUUCCCAGAGGGGAAGCCAUAUCACACAUUCAGCUCCCUCACGCACACUUACCCUUCCAUCAACUGGAUGUCUGGCACACCUUUAAAUUUUCAUUGGACACUCUUGGUAACGAUGUAGAUGGCCAGGAGGAGAUAGAUUCAGUCAGGGCUGAGCCAGGGAAAGGCAGAGCUGAGGAUGUGGGAGAUGGGAGAUUUAUGUUGUAG
Molecule: messenger RNA, 1902 nt
Organism: Suillus paluster
Lineage: Eukaryota; Fungi; Basidiomycota; Agaricomycetes; Boletales; Suillaceae
Exons: 5
Coding region: 1-1902 (633 amino acids)
Source: RefSeq, a predicted model, not a curated record